Messenger RNA from Stereum hirsutum FP-91666 SS1, 2325 nucleotides. RefSeq lists its product as uncharacterized. Lineage: Eukaryota; Fungi; Basidiomycota; Agaricomycetes; Russulales; Stereaceae. The record is from RefSeq and is a predicted model, not a curated record. The coding region runs from base 166 to 2325 and encodes 719 amino acids. The transcript is spliced from 11 exons.
CAGCUGUCGCACUCGACAGCGAAAACGCUCUAUUCUUAGUAUAUUACUACAUUAUAAAGCCCAUAUAUACGCCACAGAUCGAUUGGUUCAGGCUCCGCUGGCGCCUCUUCCACGACUGCUACUAUCACUGCACCACCACCAUCACCCCUAGGUUUUCUGUUCUCCAUGGCCGCUCCUGCUCAAGAAGAGACUGGCGACGUUGGCCCUUCGGAGGCACAGUUCGCAGCGAUAAUGCUAGACGCAAAGACGAGGUAUAAAUCAGAGACAAACGUUACGAUCGAUGAUCUGAAAGACGUCCCUCUCGACAUCGAUGAACUGAUGGAGGAGAUCACGAAACGCCAGGACCGUUUCGCUGCGUUUCGGAAGAAGGGGAAGUCAAUCCGCAAUGCCUUGAAACCCUUCCUUGAGAUUAUCAACCAGAUAUCCGACGGAGCAGGGGAAGGACUAUCGCUUGUGCCUAGUCCGGACGCAGGGAUAGCAAAGCCGAUAUUGAAGGCAAUCAGCUUCCUGAUCACGGCCGCGAAGGACGUUGAGAAAAGCUACGAUUACAUCGUCGAUCUCUUCGAUAACCUCAAUAACAUGCUCGAACGCUACAAGAUCUACGUUAGCCACGAUGUCCCUAUUCCCAUCAGAACUAACAUGGUCAAGACCCUGGCGCACAUGCUCGUUAUUUUCGGAAACGCGACAAAGGCUAUCAAGACUGGGCGAGGGCUCCAAUUCAUCAAGGUCCUUAUAGGCCAGAAUGGCGCCGUAGCAAAGUCUCUUGAAAAGCUUGAAAAUUUGAUAAAACAAGAACACAGCCUGGUAUCUGCGACUAUACUCUCUAUAAGCACCGACAUCUUCGGAGAAGUGGCAAACCAGAAAGGAGAUAGCAGUGGACUCGACGUUGAGGGGAAGAAGACCGUGAGGCAGAUACUCAUUCGUAUUUGCGAUGCCGCGGAAAAGUUCGGCGACAACUCCUCGACAGUCGAAGAUAUAAGAUCCGCUGUCAUUCGAUACUCCGACGAACUACAAACCGUUAAGAACGCUCAAACACGGCAGACGUUGAUUGCAUGGCUGGACGCCCCAGACAUGCCACAAAACCACAAGCAGGCUCGCGACAGACACACGAAGGACACUGGUGUUUGGCUCUUGGAUUCAUCACAGUUUAAGGAGUGGAAAGAUGGGACGGUAUCGACUCUAUAUCUCAUGGGAAAGCCGGGCUGUGGCAAGAGCGUCCUCUGCUCCACCAUCAUUAACCGCCUACGCUACACUGUCAUCAGAGAGGGACAGAGCUCCGCCGCCCUUGCCUACCACUACUUCGACUUCCGUCAUCCAGCACAACAAUCAUGCGAGAGUCUGCUUCUAUCGCUUUGCAGGCAAUUGCUGGACUAUUCUCCUGGGAUCCCUGCUGCACUUGAGCGUCUUCACCAGAAGACCCUAGGCCGCAAGGAUUUUUCUCUCGAUGAGCUGCAGUCGACAUUUCACGACAUGCUACCGAGUUUUGAGCAUGUUUAUAUCGUUGUCGAUGCGCUCGACGAAUGCGCUUCUGACUUGGAGUCGGGCCGUGUGACCCAGUUUCUUAAGUCACUUCUUGAAUCUGCUAUGUCGGGUGUACACAUCGUGCUCACCAGUCGUCCAACGGGUUCCAUUCACAACGCCAUCGCUGAAGAUGUCUCUCGCGGACACCGAAUUGACCUUGGGAUUAAUGUCGGAGUUCAUCGAGACAUUGCACGCUAUAUCAAGAGUUCGCUCUAUGGAGAUAACGCCCACACGAGAUUCAAAGUGUUACACAGGACCGACCGUGCCACAAUCGAGAAGAAAUUGGUUCAUGAUGCUGAUGGAAUGUUCAGAUGGGCUUUCUGCCAGCUCGAGGCCCUUCAGAAAUGCGGUACUCCAGCAAAACUUCUUGAGGCUCUGAAAACUCUCCCUCGGACUCUUGACGAGACCUAUGAACGUACUCUGAUGGCAAUUCCAGAGGAUGACCGUGCAUAUGCCAAACGUAUACUACUCUGGCUAGCAUUUUCACUCCGCCCUCUCACAAUGAAUGAGGCUGCAGAGACUAUGACCUUAACACUCCACUUCGACGACAUGUCUCAAAAACCUCACUUCAGUGAUCAGGAACGACCGUUCAGCUCCAGCUACGUUCUCGAGACCUGCUCCAGCCUGGUGGACAAACGUGUCGAUUACCAGAAUGGUAUACAUGUACAGCUGGCUCACGCAUCGGUGAAGGAAUACUUGAUACAGAGUCGGAUACGGGAUAGCUACUUUUUCCUGGAUGCCGACCUAGCGCAUGAGAUCCUUGCACAUGCUUGCCUUAGCUAUAUGCAGCCACUUAUUGGAUGA